Messenger RNA from Necator americanus (New World hookworm), 1647 nucleotides. RefSeq lists its product as uncharacterized. Bases 1 to 1647 code for a protein of 548 amino acids. Gene Ontology annotation, biological process: negative regulation of Wnt signaling pathway; negative regulation of protein ubiquitination. The transcript is spliced from 12 exons. Lineage: Eukaryota; Metazoa; Nematoda; Chromadorea; Rhabditida; Ancylostomatidae. Gene Ontology annotation, molecular function: thioredoxin-disulfide reductase (NADPH) activity. Gene Ontology annotation, cellular component: nucleus. The record is from RefSeq and is a predicted model, not a curated record.
AUGUCAUUUGACGAGCUUUAUGAGAGUUGCUUUCGAAAUGCGUCGCUGGUGAAGGUUCUGCAGGGAAAACCAGCGAGAGAUGAUCCUUCUCUGCUGGUUACACUUGAUCACGUGAUGAAUAAUAGCCAAUAUGUCGUGUUUUUCCUAACUGCUGGCGCGAAAGGAGCAGACCUAAGCUUGAAACUCGAUAAUAUGAUUAAGAAAAAGAAUGAGAGAGGCGAGAAGGACAAGGCACAGAAUUCACCGGCCCGCAUUAGACGGUUCUUCAGCAUGAAAAAGAAAAAGAAGAAGGAGGGCAGUGUUAACGGUGAUCCGGCAUUGAUAUCAGUUGUUCUUGUGGAUACUGACUAUCGGUCGAAUUCUGAGGAAACUGGGUCUUCGCAGUUGGCACAGCCUGGUUGGUACGUCUACGCGCCACAGCUGCUGGCAACCAAGAGCCGCCUGCUCCGUGCACUGGGUUUUGAGUUCCCGCCUUCGCUGAUUAUUGUUGAUACGGUGUCAAGAACUGUGGUCACAACCGAGGGUCGACGGUUAUUAGCAGAUGAUGUGAAUGGAACUUCAUUCCCUUGGUGGCCUCCGACAGCUGCCGAGGUCCUUCAGGGAAAUGUGCUAAAACGCGUAAAUGGAGCAGUGGAAACGUCAGACUUUUCUAUAAUAAAGGCUACAGUACGAGGACUGUUGUUCGGAGCACAAUGGUGUCCACCGUGCAGACAAUGGGUAAAGCAACUAGUUCCUGUCUAUGAACAAAUGAAAAAGAAUGGAAUCUCGUUGGAGAUUAUUUUCUGCUCUUCGGAUAGAUCUCAAGAAGCUUUCGAUCAUUUUAUUGAGCAGAUGCCCUGGCCAGCUUUUAGCUACGAUCCUGCAAGGACUCUCGCUUUGACAAGGGUUUACAACAUCAGUGGGAUUCCUUCGUUGAUUCUUCUUGACGAAAGUGGACGAGUUAUCACGAACCAUGGGAGAUCCUCUUUGCUCGAAGAUCCAGCUGGACGAUAUUUUCCCUGGGGAACAAGACCACUUUAUGAGCUUAACGAAUAUACCGUAUGCCGAUUGAGAGAUGAACCAUCACUUAUUCUUUUCACAGAAGGCUCGCCGGAUGACAUUCAGUUCUCUUUGUCUGUUAUGGAUUCACUAUCAAAACGACUAUUCGAGGAAAGGAUUAAAAUUGAAGAACGUAGACUAGAAGAGACGGAAAAGAAAACGGACGAAAAUGCGGAAACGGGUAAUGGACUGCUGAUGAAGUCGGCGAGUAGCGAAGAGUGCAGCUCGACAGGAUCGGACCUCCCAAUCCCUCCCCAGGCGGACCCGCUUCAGCUUCUCUACACCGGCGAAGAUCCGAUAUGUGACCACAUUCUGGAAUCUAUUCUCGGACUCGGAGAUGUUGAAUUGCCUUUAAUAUGCAUCGUAGAUGGAUUAGCAGGGCAAUUAUGUGUAUGCGAUCGACCGGAUGUAUCGGAUGCAGUGCUGGAGGAGUUUGUCGCUGACUACAGAGCAGGCCGUUUACAGUGGACACCGCUUCCUGCUGCAGCACAAAAUUCGCCCAAAACGGUUGGAGGUAUUCCCAGCGCUAUUAUUGAACAAGCACUCAUAAGCAACUCACCAUCUCAAAAUUCCAUGGGCGGCGUCAAAGAGGAAGUGAAGGCAGUUUGA